AAGACCUCGUGAAACUACCGUCGCUUUCCCAGGUUCCACAUCUCGUGAACUCGCCUGCCGGCCAUCCCCGCACACCUUUGCCGUCGCCACCUGCUGCUCCCAUCCCUCUGCAGCUUGGAACAGCCCAGGCCUGCGCCGCGCUCCUCCGGAGCCGGACGAAUCGAGCCGCUGCGUCGGUUAGAGCCGCCGGGCCGUGGGAGCCUGCCGGCUGAUGCGGCGGCGGCAAUGGGACUAUGGGAGUUCAUCCUGCGCGGCGGCGGCCAGCGGUUCAUCAAGCGCAAGGGCAGCGACGCCGGCGAGGCUGGCCGGGCAAUGGAGGAGCUGAGAGGUUCUCUCUACAAUGAAUUUCAUACUUCGGAAGGGGCUAAGCGACAGCAGCAGAGGUUUUGUGGCCCGGGUGUCGCGCUAACAUUCAACUUUGUGGUUUCUGUUUGGAUCAUCAUGGCAAACAAAAUGGUGAUGGGUAGCAUUGGGUUUAACUUCCCAGUUGCACUGUCUCUAAUUCAUUACAUAGCUGCCUGGGUCCUCAUGGCUGUCCUGAGGGCAUUAUACUUGAUGCCCAUCGCUCCUCCUUCGAAACCCACUCCUUUCUCCUCAUUAUUCGCUUUGGGUGCUGUGAUGUCUUUUUCCACCGGACUUGCUAAUAUCAGCUUAAAGCAUAAUAGUGUAGGGUUUUAUCAAAUGGCUAAGAUAGCUGUAACUCCAACCAUAGUUGCAGCAGAAUUUAUUCUUCUCAAGAAAGGUGUUUCCUUUCGAAAGGUUAUCACACUAGUUAUAGUGUCAUUUGGUGUGGCUGUAGCAACCGUUACUGAUUUGGAGUUCAACUUUUUUGGUGCUUGUGUAGCAGUAGCUUGGAUCAUUCCUAGUGCUAUAAACAAGAUCCUGUGGUCAAAUCUGCAACAGAGUGGAAACUGGACUGCUCUUGCGUUGAUGUGGAAGACAACCCCAAUUACGAUAUUUUUCUUUCUUGUCCUGAUGCCUUUGAUGGAUCCUCCGGGAUUGUUGUAUUUCAACUGGAAUUUCAAGAACAGCUGUGCAGUUAUGAUAUCUGCUUUGCUUGGUUUUCUUCUUCAGUGGUCGGGUGCUUUGGCACUUGGUGCAACCUCGGCUCUAUCUCAUGUUGUGCUAGGCCAAUUCAAGACUAUCGUCAUAAUGCUCUCUGGGUUUCUGUUAUUUAAAUCUGAUCCUGGACUCACCAGUCUUUAUGGAGCUGUCAUUGCACUAGGAGGCAUGUCAGUCUACACUUACCUAGGGCUAAAAGAGUCAACCACCGGUGGUAAGAGAAUUCCAUCAGCAUCUAGGCAGAGUUCUCUCUCACUGAAGUCCAAGGUUAUAAUAGACGAAGAAAAGCCAGAAACAAGACCUGUGGACUCUGUCUAAGUUGAAGAAUUGCCAUUUGGACUGCAUUUGUUGAGUUCCAUGCACCAACUUCUCGUGAGCAUAACCUUAUUGAGGAAAGGCGGUCAAUUUGUAUGCAAGUAGCAUUCUUAAGAGCAUGCUCUCUUUUCCCCUCUUAUCUUCCUAGAAUGCUAUGAUUCUGUAUUAGGAAAUUUUAGUAAGCUGUUGUUCUCUGUUCACCAUACUCUUAACAUAGAAAUAGCUGCCAUUCUCUAGUGUUGCCAAUUUUGAUCAA
Messenger RNA from Triticum dicoccoides, 1633 nucleotides. RefSeq lists its product as uncharacterized. The record is from RefSeq and is a predicted model, not a curated record. The transcript is spliced from 7 exons. The coding region runs from base 226 to 1380 and encodes 384 amino acids. NCBI's taxonomy places the organism in Eukaryota, Viridiplantae, Streptophyta, Magnoliopsida, Poales, Poaceae.